Molecule: messenger RNA, 892 nt
Organism: Schistosoma turkestanicum
Lineage: Eukaryota; Metazoa; Platyhelminthes; Trematoda; Strigeidida; Schistosomatidae
Source: the annotation of a GenBank genome assembly
GUAUAAUCUCUUCACAGAAAAAGAAACAAAACUAAUAUUAAUGUGUAAAAUAUAGUCGGCCAGUCGGUUUACUUUUAAGUUUAUCAAAUGGGAAUAGUUUCUUGUAUCUCUGUUUAGUAGGUAAAUCCCAUAAAUCUCUGUUCAAUUUAGCGGUAACCAGGUGACACGCUAAAGAAAACAAUCAGUAUCAUAGUUAUGGGAAGUGAAGAACGACCUUAUAACUCGACAUUUCCUUGUGUACGCAUUUUUAUUCAACGUGAUUAUUCAUCUGGUACAGCAGUACGAUUUCAAACUUUACCAAUGCCUUCACAACUUCGUGGUCGUAUUCCUCCUAAUCGAUUCGCUGAUGCAAUAGCUCGUUUGAAUAAAUUAUUCGAUGAAGCCGAAACCGUUAACUCUUCAGUUUGUCUAGAAAAUUUGUUUGGUUGUUUAACAGCUUAUCUUAUAUUCUUAUGCAUGAAUACACAUUAUGAUAAGGUACUACAUAAAGUGACUUUAGCCGUUGCAGAUUUAAAUGAGAAGUUAUUUUUACCGGAUGAAUUCCUUAUGAUUGAUCCAUCAGAACGUGGACUUAGAGUGAUAGAGUUAUGCAUAUUCCAUUCUCAAUGAAAAUUGUAUACAGAUCUAAAUGUGGAAGCAUUUCUGUCGCAAAAGAAUCUUCUAUUCCAAUGCAUAAUGAGUAAUAAGGAGUAACAAUUUGAUUUCAUAUCCUAAAUUUUGAAAAAUAGGAUUGUAACUUUUGCUUUUCAUUAAGUUAAUUGUAUCAUCAGUCAAAUAAGCUUUUGUAUUUGUUUCACUUGCAAACUGUAUUAUGUGCAUCAUCAUAAACCUAUAAUUUAUCAGUUGCAAUGUGUAUUAUUACCAGGCAAUACACAUGAUUUACAAACUAGAA